Molecule: messenger RNA, 1578 nt
Organism: Jatropha curcas
Lineage: Eukaryota; Viridiplantae; Streptophyta; Magnoliopsida; Malpighiales; Euphorbiaceae
Product: transcription regulator/ zinc ion binding protein
Biological process (GO): positive regulation of DNA-templated transcription; rescue of stalled cytosolic ribosome
Cellular component (GO): RQC-trigger complex; nucleus
Molecular function (GO): zinc ion binding
Source: RefSeq, a predicted model, not a curated record
UAAGUUGUAAAAAUAAAAUAAGUAAUCACAGUUUCUAAGCCAAAAUCUUGUCCAUUCUUAAGCGGCUUCCAGAGGGAGAGAGAAUGGAGUCGCCAGGAAAGUGGCUAGAGAAUGCACUAGUUGAUUUGUGCAAGAGAAUAGAAACAGGUUUAGAUUUGGAUAGGGAAAUAAUCUCCGGUUUAGUUUCUUAUUGCGAGCUCGCUCAGCCCCUUGAUGCCAAAGAAUAUCUCGAUAAUAUCAUUGGGCAAGAGGCUGGAAAAAGUGUGAUUGAGGAAUAUUUACGGCGUAGAGGUCACUCAGAUCUUGGCAGUGGGACACCAGCUGUUCAAACUUCAAAAUUUCAUACCUAUGUCAAACCAUCGAGUGACAAUAGUUCUAUUGGUGGAGCCAGGAAACCACUUAGAUCAGCUAAAGACACAGUAUCCAGUUAUCAAGCUGAACCUAGAAAAGUUACAGUUUCCAAUUAUCAGGCAGAACCAAAAAAGAAUUCUACUUCCAGUUACCAAGGGAACAAGGUUUCAACAGAGGCAAGCGAGUCCAGCCAAAAGGGAAACCAAGGUAAUUCUAGAAAGAAGAAAACUGGGAAAGUCAUUUCACUUGCAGAGGCUGCUAAGGGGUCAAUUGUAUUCCAACAGGGGAAACCAUGUUUGUGCCAAGCCCGUCGGCACAGACUGGUGAGCAACUGUUUAUCUUGUGGCAAGAUAGUUUGUGAACAGGAAGGAGAGGGGCCGUGCUGUUUCUGCGGUGCCCUUGUGCUAAAGGAAGGGAGCAGCUAUGCUGGUCUGGAAGGCAGUUUGGCUCCACUAUCAGAUGCUGAAGCAGCAGCUGAAGCUUAUGCAAAAAGGCUUGUUGAAUAUGACAGAAAUGCUGCGGCACGUACAACUGUUAUUGAUGACCAAAGUGAUUACUAUGAGAUUGAGGGAAAUAGCUGGCUGUCAAAGGAGGAAAAGGAACUUCUAAGGAAGAAAAAAGAGGAGAUAGAAGAAGCUGAAAAGGCAAAGCGAAAUAAAGUGGUUGUGACUUUUGACUUGGUUGGUCGCAAGGUCUUGGUAAACCAAGAUGAAGUUUCAGAAAUAGAGUCAGAAAACAGGAUAUUGAGACCACCAGAUGAAAGAGAAAGAGAAGUGAACCGAAUUAGACCAAACCCAAAUCUUAGAAUACAACCUAUCUUUAUGGAUCCCGGCCCUAGUAAAAAACCUGUUAAGGGUAAGCAACCAGACAAGAGCCUUCCCAAUGCAUUAUGCUUGGAAGUCACUGGAAGGGUGCAACAUGAUAGUAAUGAAUUGAAAUAUUCUAUGAUUGGCAACCAAUGGGAAACAGCCCUCAAAACGGGCAAGGUCCAUCAGUGAACUGCUGCAAAAUGAUAUUGUUUUACCAUUUUUGACAUACAAGAAAUUUGGCUAUUUUCUCUUUUUUAUAGUAAUUACUUGUAACAAAUUACUGCCAUAUUCUCUUCUCCCAAGUAUUGGCUCUUAUGAAAUAUUCGAAUGUUAAGCAGUCUAUUAUAAUAUUACAUUGUCUGCGUAAUCACGAGAUUGAAAAUAUGAAGGAUUCAGAAUCAUCAGUUGAGAUGAGAUA